Molecule: messenger RNA, 2692 nt
Organism: Nerophis lumbriciformis (worm pipefish)
Lineage: Eukaryota; Metazoa; Chordata; Actinopteri; Syngnathiformes; Syngnathidae
Product: protein GOLM2-like
Source: RefSeq, a predicted model, not a curated record
CUGCUAGAAACCAGACCCUAGAGAAGAGGGCAGUGUGAAACAAAGCACGUUUUUCGGAGGUUCGCCUGACGUUUGUUAUUUUUUUAUUAGCCCAGGUUGAAAAAGAUUCCCUUUUCGCAUGAAGAGGCGGCGUCAUAGCCGCCGACUGCAGUCUCGUAUUGUUGCGAGCUAUUGAUGGGGGUAGGAGAGUUCUCUCGUCAAAUGUUAAACGUCAGCGAACGUUAACCUUGCUAUUUUUUUUAAAUACGUUAAAAAUGGCGACGUUGAACCUUUAUACCAAAUGCGUGGCGGACACGCGUUUGAGUGCGGAAAGGAAGUCGCUAUGAGCUAAUGCUAGCCAGCUAGCUGGAGUUAGCUCGGUGUUGUGCGCGUACUCGCUUGCCGCGCUGCUAACUUCCACGUCUCGUGCACGCUGCCAGCUGGUCUCGGGCCACGUCCGACUUGGGCCCGGCGUUCAUUGGGCGGACCGCGGGGCACAUGCCCAGUAUGCGGAAGGAAGUCGACAACUGGGUGUGAAGACCGAGAGAGAGAUGCGAGACGACUUCGCGACAAUUGAUCAUCACAUUUAUGACGUUUUGAUGCGCGGUUGCCGCAUACACACGACAUGCACACGCAUGCGUCUGACGCCGUGGAAAUCCUCUCACUGAGCCACAAGGUGACCAAGCCGUAGUGACACUUUUCCAACGAGUCCUGUUUCGGAAAUGAUCGGCUUCGGCGCGAACCGACGCGGAGGCCGCCUCCCGUCCUUCGUCCUCGUAUUCCUCAUGGCGAUCGUCGCCAUCCUGGCGUUCAACUACUGGACCGUGUCCAGCAAGCACGGCCGCUCGCUGGACGAGCUGCUGGAAGUGCAGUCGCGGGUGAAGCGCACGGACGCGGCGAGGAGCCGGCUGGAGAAGCGCAACUCGGAGCUGAUGGUGCAGGUGGACGCGCACAGGAAGCAGCUGGAGCAGAAGGAUGGAGAGUACGUCGCCUUGAAGGGCAGGCUGCAGGCCCGAGACGCGGUCUUCAAAAAGUGCACUGACGAAAAGACUAAGGUGCAGGAUGACGUCACAGCCCAAAUGACAGAAAUCCAAAGGCUUAAAGAGCAGCUGACUGACUUGAAGCAGGAGUUUAUGAAACAAGAAGAGCAGCUAAAAGAGGUGAAAAGGAAUAGAACCACCUUGGAGAGAAAGCUGGAAUAUGAAAGCUUACAGUGUGGACGUCAGAUUGCACAGUUGAAAACCGAGUAUGACGAAUCAAAGAAGACUCUGGAAGAAGAAGUUGUCAAGCUAAGAUGGAAUGCAAUUGAUAGCCAAAAGGGCAUAGUGGCUGGAAGACAUACUGAUGGAGUCCUGGGUGGGCAGUUAGCUGAAGAGCGCCGCACAGUGGCCACUCACAGCCGUGACAGUCUAGAUUUAAAAGACAUAAUGGGAAAGCCUGGCAGUGAUGCCGGCAUGCCCGGUAUUGAAGACAGUGAGGUGGGAAAACUUGAUGAAGUGCAAUUUGAAUUGAAGAAGCCAGCUAUCACUCAGCAGCGCGAUGAAGCCCCGGAUGUGCUUGUGGGUGCUGGUGCUGGACCUGGUAUGGGGGCAGCUGAUGGUCCCGGGGGACAGGGCUUAUCUCUUGACCAGCCCCAACUGCAGCACGACAGAGUAGAAGUCCAGGCAGCUGUGAUUGCCCCUCCAGGUGUCAUCAAAAUGGCUGACAAAACAAUAGUAUUUGAAGAAGACAACAAAGCAGAUAUCAAAGCAGAUGAAUUGGGUGAACAGCAAAGACAAAUUCGAGCCCCAGAUGUCAAAGGUGAGGUGGAGCGUCUGAAAAGUAUUCCAUUGCCAGGCAAUCCUGCCCAGUUACCUAACCCCAUCCAGCCGCACCGUGCCAAAGACCAAGUCCCAGCAGGGGCACGUCAUCACCAAAGCCGGUUCUUUGAUGAGAUCGAGUCCCCCGUAGAUCCGCAACAUGGCUCUAAGCUAGCGGACUACAAUGGGGACGAUGGCAAUGUGGGUGAGUAUGAAGCCGACAAGCAGGCCGAGCUGGCCUACAAUGAGGAAGAGGAUGGUGAUGGUGGGGAGGAAGACGUUCAAGAUGAUGAAGAUCGAGACAUGCAGGGAGAUCGGGCUGUGGAUUACGGAAAGCGACAUCAAGCCAUCGACGUUCUCUAAAUGGGAAUUUUGUACAGCUCAAUCUCAUUCAAACGCCUUCCACGGACUUCAGUGUGAAUCGAAGUUUACUGCUUGCAUCCUUAAUAUCAUGGACCAUUAUGGAUGUAAUUGAAUAUUGAUACAUAAUUAUACAAGAAAAGAACUCAUAACAUACUAGACUGAUGUUUGAUUCGGUAUUGAAGUUAGGCUAGGACAAUAUGAGUUCUGUGCAUUGACUAUUCUGCUUUGCGAGUGAGUGCCUCUUCAUAGCUGAGUAGUCUAAAAGAGUCUACAGUAGUUGACAUGGUUUUUUUUUCUUCAUUUGGAAAUGAAACAACUCUUUUGUUUAUUAAGGAGGCACUUUGACUUUUUUUUUUUACCACAUUUUUUGGGGACAUAAUAGUGUUGUGUUUACAGGGGUUGGAAAAGCAUUUGGAAUGCCAAGGACUUUGCUUAUAGCCAAUUAAAUGAUUUUUUUUGUGAACACUAGAAGGUGCCCCUUAUGUCUUUUCUAAAUGAUACUGAUCAUGCACGUGACUCCUGCUAAUUAAACAAAUCAUUACUGAUCAAUA